UAUUCUUUUUCAUUCCAUAGUUUACCUCUGCCAUCAUCGAAUUCAAGAUGCAAGCUUGAAAAUUGUCUUGAAAUGUUUAUAAAAGAGGAAAUUCUUGACGGUAUCGAUCAGCCUUCUUGUUCCAAAUGUGAAACUAGACGGAAAUGCACUAAAAGCUUAACAAUUGAACGGUUUCCACGGUAUCUUGUAAUACAUUUAAAGCGGUUUUCAGAAACUCGAUGGAGCAAAUUAACGAAUACUGUUGAAUUUCCAACAAAAGAAAAGGAACUAAAUCUUCAGCCGUAUGCAUCAGAAGAUAUUGCUGGACCAAUUUAUUAUUCCUUAUAUGGGAUAUCGAAUCAUAUAGGAUCUACUGCUGGUGGACAUUAUGUAGCUCUAUGUAAACAUCCUAUAACUCAAGAAUGGAAUGAGUUUAAUGAUAAUUACGUCACCGAAACAGCCGAACGAAAUUUGAUCACAUCAAAUGCCUAUGUUUUAUUUUACGAACGAGCAUAACAAUCUACAUAAUGCUAGAACCUGAAUAUUUGAAAGGCAAAUUAUAGUUUUAAUUAUACUUGCCUCGUAAAAAAAUGCUAUAGAAAUAUAUUUUUGUUUUAUCUUGGGAAAUUAUUCAAUUAAAA
This is a messenger RNA of Anopheles stephensi (Asian malaria mosquito), 620 nucleotides long. RefSeq names its product ubiquitin carboxyl-terminal hydrolase Usp2-like. Gene Ontology annotation, biological process: protein deubiquitination. The coding region runs from base 73 to 495 and encodes 140 amino acids. Gene Ontology annotation, cellular component: cytoplasm. The record is from RefSeq and is a predicted model, not a curated record. The transcript has 4 exons. Gene Ontology annotation, molecular function: cysteine-type deubiquitinase activity. NCBI's taxonomy places the organism in Eukaryota, Metazoa, Arthropoda, Insecta, Diptera, Culicidae.